Molecule: messenger RNA, 2698 nt
Organism: Magnolia sinica
Lineage: Eukaryota; Viridiplantae; Streptophyta; Magnoliopsida; Magnoliales; Magnoliaceae
Product: serine/threonine-protein kinase STY13-like
Exons: 6
Coding region: 1221-2399 (392 amino acids)
Biological process (GO): protein phosphorylation
Cellular component (GO): plasma membrane
Molecular function (GO): protein kinase activity; ATP binding
Source: RefSeq, a predicted model, not a curated record
AUGGAUGAUGUUGACGUCAUGCCGGUCCUUUUACUCCACCUUCAUUCCUCUCUAAUUAAAGAAAAAAAAAAUAAGAAGAAGAAAGGGAGAAAAAAAAGGAUCGGCUGAGCUUCUCCUUCGCUUUUCUUACUCUUUCUUUCAAUUCAUACUACGGUCAACGAAUCCGUCUCUUCUUUGGGAUUUUCCCUUCUUGGGUUCCCUUUUUUUGAAUUUUCCUUUACUGUGUUUCUGUUUUGUUUUGGGUUUUUGGUUUCGUUUCUUUGCUUUUCUGGGCUUUCUUUUAUUUGAUGGGUUGUUGUUUUUGUGGCCUUCUUUCAACCAUUCGGCCUUGAUUUUUGUGGGUUCCUUGGAGUCUUUGGAUUCCCACAGGGAUUGGGUCUUUUGAGUUUUCUUCGAUUAUUGGGUCUUUUCUAUGUACUGGUUGGGAUUUGGGGAUUCUUGAGUUCCUGGCUUUUUGGGUUUGUAUUGAAUUUGAUUGUGUGGAAUUUUAAUUUUGGCAGCGUUGGGAGUUUGUGAUUGGUGAUUUGGAAAAUUGAGCUUGGGUCUCUUUGGUUCGCUUCUAGUUCUUUGAUUUUGGAUUUUGGGUGGCGAUUGGUUUGGAAUCCGAUCCAGUGAGAAUUCGUUUUUUACGUUUUGUUUGAUUUUUUUUUUCGGUCGUUUGGGUCCCUUUCGAUCGGAAUUGGGAUUGGUUUUGAUUGGGUUUCAUUGGGUCUUCUUAUUGUGUUGAGAACUUGUUUCUUGUCUGGAUUGUCAUCUUAAGGGAAGGAUUUGUUAUUAAUACUAUUGUUAUUUUUAAGUUUCGGAUUUUGGGUGGCGAUUGGUUUGGAAUCUGAUCCAGUGGGAAUUUGAUAUUUCCAUUUUGUUUGAUUUUUGGAUGGUUUGGGUCCUUAUCAAACAGAAUUGGGAUUGGUUUUGAUUGGGUUUCGUUGGCUCUUCUUAUUGUGUCGAGAACUUGUUUCUUAUCUGGAUUACUAGCUUUUUCUUUAAAUUUCCUGUUUUGCUUUUUUCCGCUGUAAUUGGUUGGAUUCGGUUUUUUUUUUAAAAUUGUUUUUCUAUCUAUUUGCGAAUUUGAUGAUGAAGAUGAGAACAUGCGUUUUAAGGAAUUGCUGAUUUUUUUUCUGUUUGGGAAAACUUCAAUUGUGUUGGAAUAGUCGCUUUUCUUUUUCCUUUUUCCUUGUUGGUAUUUUGGGCGCUCAAAUCUUUGGGUACGAUUUGGGAAUAUGGAUUCAAGGAUGGGCGACGAAGAUGAGAAUGUUGGAAUAGCCACAAAAUCUGAUGUUAGGGUGGGCGGUCCGGGUGAGAAGGUGAAGGGUGCCGCAAGCAUUAGUAGUAAGGAUGUGUUCUUCAGGGCAGAUAAGAUCGAUUUGAAGAGUUUGGAUGUGAAGCUAGAGAAACACCUCAGUAGGGUGUGGUCAAGGGAUAGAGAAGCCCCGAGGCCGAAGGAAGAAUGGGAAAUCGAUCUGUCUAAGUUGGAUAUAAAAUAUGUUAUAGCUCAUGGGACGUACGGUACUGUGUACAAAGGCAUUUAUGACGGCCAGGAUGUUGCAGUGAAGGUGUUGGAUUGGGGAGAGGAUGGUAUGGCCACAAAUGCUGAAACCGCUGCUCUUCGGGCAUCAUUUCGGCAGGAAGUCGCCGUUUGGCAUAAGCUCGACCAUCCAAAUGUUACAAAGUUUGUCGGAGCGUCGAUGGGAACUUCUGAACUCAAGAUUCCAACUCAAAAUCCUUCAAAUAGUGCCAACCGUAGUUUCCUUCCAGCAAGAGCAUGUUGUGUUGUCGUAGAGUAUCUUGCUGGCGGGACAUUGAAACAGUAUUUGAUAAAAAAUAGAAGAAAGAAGCUCGCCUUUAAGAUUGUGAUUCAGCUCGCCUUGGACCUCUCGAGGGGAUUGAGCUAUCUCCAUUCGAGGAAGAUUGUACACCGUGAUGUUAAAAGUGAAAAUAUGCUGCUAGAUUCUCAGCGGAAUCUCAAGAUUGCUGAUUUUGGUGUUGCUCGUGUCGAAGCUCAGAAUCCCAAGGACAUGACUGGUGAAACUGGUACCCUUGGAUACAUGGCCCCAGAGGUUCUCGAUGGUAAACCUUACAACAGAAGGUGCGAUGUGUACAGCUUUGGCAUAUGCUUAUGGGAGAUCUACUGCUGUGACAUGCCAUACCCUGAUCUCAGUUUCGCAGAGGUCUCAUCAGCCGUUGUGCGACAGAAUUUGCGACCUGAAAUCCCUCGUUGCUGCCCAAACUCAUUUGCGAACAUCAUGCGCAAGUGCUGGGAUGCAAAUGCGGAGAAGCGACCUGAAAUGGCAGAGGUGGUGACUCUUUUAGAGGCUAUUGACACGAGCAAGGGAGGCGGCAUGAUCCCUGACGAUCAGGUGAAUGGAUGUUUCUGCUUCAGUGCAGCUCGGGGUCCUUGAUCCUCUCUCUCUCUCUCUCUCUCUCUCUCUCUCUCUGGCCUGUGUUCUUUCUGCCUUUUCGUCUUCUUUUUUUUUCUUUCUUUCUUUCUUUCAUAUAUACACGUCGAAGGAAGGCAGUUUCGUGUAUGUUGUCACCCGGAAUGCUAGUGCUUUGGGGUUGUUCUUAACUUCUAAACUGCUUGUAAUGCCUGUAUCAUAAGUCCUGCUGGAUCAGUAGUGGGUGUCGACCCAUGGCAGGUCGAUCAGGCCAUCCAUCUAAAUCGGGUCCCAUCUGUUGAUGGGCCACUGGUUGAAAAUCA